Molecule: messenger RNA, 1347 nt
Organism: Hippocampus zosterae (dwarf seahorse)
Lineage: Eukaryota; Metazoa; Chordata; Actinopteri; Syngnathiformes; Syngnathidae
Gene: snx11
Product: sorting nexin 11
Exons: 7
Coding region: 236-1300 (354 amino acids)
Biological process (GO): intracellular protein transport
Molecular function (GO): phosphatidylinositol binding
Source: RefSeq, a predicted model, not a curated record
CUCCAUCAGCGGACGCCUUUCGUUUGCCCUCGUGCGCCGACUUCUGAGACUGGAGGAACUCUGCGAUGAGGUCGGGACAGUCUAAGUUGUCCUCUGGCUCCCAUGUGUUAUCUUCCCUGCGUGCGUGCGCACACACAAAAAAAGGGUGAGUCAUGGUCACACUGCAGCAUGUGAAUUGAAACCGCUUCUCGCAUCUCAUCUCUGUCGGCACGCCAGCAUCUUUGCGCCAGUGACCAUGAACCACGAAGAUGAGUUUGUUGCCGUGCGAGUUCAAGAUCCCCGCGUGCAGAACGAAGGCUCGUUGAAUUCAUACGUGGAUUACAAGAUCUUCCUCCAUACAAACAGUCGGGCGUUCACCGCCAAGACGUCAUGCGUGCGGCGGCGCUACAGCGAGUUUGCAUGGCUGAAGAAGAAGCUGCAGAAGAACGCCGGCUUGGUGCCUGUUCCAGACCUUCCCAGAAAGUCCUUCUUCUCCUUCAGCAAUGAAGAUUUCUUGGAGCGAAGGCGUCAAGGACUUCAAGUAUUUCUGGACAAGGUGGUGAACAUGACUGUGUGUCUGUCAGACAGCCAGCUUCACCUGUUCCUGCAGACGCAGCUGCCCGUGGGCCACAUUUUGGACUGUGUGCAAGGCCACACGCCCUACUCGGUGACAGACGCCAUCCUGACCUACGCCUCAUCCAAUCGGGGCUGGGCUCAGGCUCAGGAGGAGGACGCCGUCAUCAAGGAGCCAAGUCUCAAUGUGUCGUACGAGUCCAUGGAGAGCCCGGCUCCUCAUCACCCUCGCCCUCACAACAAAGACGUCAGUAGCCCGGUGCUCUCCUCAUGCGUCGACGACGACACAAACGAACCGUGCGACACGACUGCCAAAGCCACGCCGGCCAUUUUCUACCUGGGAGACGGCCUGGACGAGCGGACGCCGCCUGAAGACGCCACGCACGAGAGCAGUCGCAUGGAGACGCCAGUGGAGGUCCACUCUCCUGGCGUUGAGGAGAACCGCGAUGAGGAUGCCGCCCGGCUCUCGUCAUCCAAUGAGAGCAUUGUAAAAGUCAGCGAUGAAGAAGAUGCGGUCAACCCAAACUGUUUGGCACCAAAUGGCUUCGCCAAGAUGUCUCCUGAGGAUGACAGCCGCUGGCCGCAUGUGUCCGGCGGAACCGCUGCGGACUUCCAAGUGAACGGGAGCACCGACCGGGAGCUGAGUAAUUCUUUGGACAUCAAUUUUGCUGAGAACGACUUUAGCGUGUUGGAGAGCAGCUCCGCUCCAGAGUUGGCCGGCGGAAAGCACUCACCGUUGCCAGACUGAAGACGAUGUUUGUUUUUUACAGGAUAGGUUGUUGUUUUUUUUUUAAA